CCAUCUGAGGUGUUGUGAUGAGGGUGAAGUGAAGGCAGGGAUUGACUGGACUCUCUUUCGCCUUAUUUUUAUGCCCUUUAGCUUAACUCUCUCCAUAUUUGACGACCCUUGAAGACACCAGCGGUUUACAUGACCUUCACAUUAUAACAUUAGUGAAAAUGGAGGCUGAGGUGUUAGCACUAAAGUGGAACAACCAUCAGAGUAUUUUUUACCACAUCAUCAGUGGGUUGCGGACAAAGGGUAGCUACACUGAUGUAACCCUGGCAUGUGAGGGCAAGUUCUACCCCGUCCAUAAACUGGUUCUAUCAACUUGUAGUGAAUACUUUAGUGACAUUUUUGACCGCACGCCAUGCAAAAACCCGGUUGUAGUUCUUAAGGACAUACAGUGUCGUGAUUUAGAGUUCUUGCUAGACUAUAUGUACAUAGGCGAAGUGAACGUGAGACAGAAUGAACUCUCAUCCCUUAUAAAGGCUGCUGAGUGUCUCAGAGUGAAAGGUUUAGCUGUGCCAGAUGAAGAACCAAAGCAGGCAACAGUGGCCACUACCAAUACCACCACCAACAACAAUAACAGUGGGUUUUCUGGGACGAGGCAGCGGCCAGUGGAGCAGCAACAACAGCAACAACAGCAACAACAGCAGCAGCAGCAGCAGCAGCAGCAGCAGCAGCAGCUUGGUGAACGCAGCAGUAGCCCCCCUGCCAAGAGGCGAAAGGGGGAGGAGCGGAGAUCUAGCAACCCUCCCCCGGAAGUUGAACCAAGCACUGUGGUGCCGCAUGUCGACCGACCCCUGGAAGACAAGCCCAGCGAUGAGCCAUGCUUACCUCAACCCCCACAGGAGUCAGAAGUGGCAGCCGGUGAGGCAGAAGGAGAAGCUAUGGAGCCGCCACCACUACCUCACAUAAAAAUAGAACAGGACCUCGAAUACCAGGAUAACUACGACCUGCCCUUGAACUCCAACCCCUCAAGCUUCGACGGCGAGCCCUAUGCAGGAGAGUCUGAGGAUGGAGUUCGGACAAAGGUGGAAGGAAAAGACAAUGGAAAUGUUAUGGAUGAUGACUUAGGAGCUAAUUUCUCUGACAUGCUACAGUCAACUCUAACGAGUGAAGAAAACAUGGAACAUCACUCAGGAAUCCAUCCACAUGUAAAUUUAGAGUCAUGGGAUGGUGUAUCGGGUGCGAGAGCUCUGCCGGGACACAACCUAUCGGCUGCAACCGUUUCCCACACUCCCUUGGCCCACCACCAGCAACAGAAGGCUGCUGUGGCUGCUCUGGGCCUCCUUCACUCCGCGGGUGACACGCAGCCAGCGCUCCGCCUCCUCCACCAACAGCAUGGCAGUGCCGCCGGCCCACCUUUUACGUCACAACAGAAUGCAAUGGUAGGGGAAGGAGGAAUGUUGUCAGAGGAGUUCUUUGGAAAGAAGGACAAGCUGCAGCGAGAGUAUGUAUGCCAAUACUGCGGCCGAGAGUUCAGUCACAGGACAAAUUUGCAGGCCCACUUGCGAAUACAUACCGGUGAGAAGCCAUUCCAUUGCCUUUACUGCCCCUACCGCACUGCGCUGAAAGGGAACCUCAAAAUGCAUACCAUCUCGCGACACAAAGCCGACUGGAAAACCAUCAAGCACUUAGUUCGGCCCAUGAGCGAAGAAAACUCAAGUUGAACUCUGCCUGUGGGUGAGCAUUGCUUGCAGUAAAGCUUGGUCACAGUUAUGUUAUGCCAGAUUCUAGUUUAAUGUAUAUAAAAAUAUUACUGGGAAAAUAGAUGAAUAAGAAAAGAAAUAAAAAAGGAACAAAAAAAAAGGUUGAAAUGUGUGCUUUGUGUUCUGUGUUACAAGAAAGAUUAAAAUUCCUGUGAAGUUAUACAUUCUGAAAUGUUGGACAUUACUCAGAAAGUGAUUAAGUGACAUAUAAUACAUAUAUAGAAUUGGAAUAGAAGAAAAAAGAAUUAUGAGCAUCAAUGAAUUUUAUGUAGCUAAUGAUUACUACAUGAUCUCAUGAUACUUCUUCAACAACUAAGAAAUUCUAAGAGUGCUUGGGAUCGUAAGAAGUAGUACAGUAUAGAAAAGGUGUACACUAGAAAAGUAGCAUUACACUUAUAAUCAUACCUUUUUUGCAUUGUGAUCUGAUGAGUAGAUCUGUAAAUGGUAAACAGAUUUUGACAAAUGUUAAGAUACUUUUGAUGAAAUGUAGAGAGGAAGAAAAUGUAUUGUUAUUAUUAUUGUUUUUAUUAUUAUUAUUAUUAUUAUUAUUAUUAUUAUUAUUAUUAUUAUUAUUACUAUUAUUAUUGUUAUUUUCAUUUGUGAGAGAAUGCAAAGUAAAACUGUAAAUAGAAGGAUGUUAAAUCUUGAGUAAUGAAUUUGUCUCAAGGAGUGUGAUUUUUAUGUAGGGUGUUUGUAAUAUCUUUAUAACUGAUGCUUGAAUAUUAAAAUAAACUGAGCAGGCAUGAUUCACUAUAUGCACUAGUAUCGUAUUGAAGAAGUAGGGUGAAGGCAGGUAGGCUUCAGUAUCAUAAAAAUGGGCAUUUGUAUAUCCAUAUAAAUUUUAAGGUAGCUGUCUCAAUACCUUAGGAGUUUGUAAGAUAAAAGAGAUAACACAGUUAGUUAGUUUUUUUUGUGCAUUGAAUAUUGGUUUUAAAGAGAGUGAAUGUAGGAGAGAAACUUUGUUACUUAAUAUUAUCAUUGAUAUGUAUUUAUUUUUUAUUCAAUUAUAUUUUAUUUACUUAUUUUCUCUUCUAGUUUAAUCUAUUGACACCAGGAGGGUAUGUAUACUGUCCACUGUGACUUUGUUUUAGCAAUGUUGUUUAUGCACAAAUGUCUCACAAACUGUCUAAUCACCAACAGGAAAUUACUAAGCCUACCUUAUUUUAAUUGUUUACCUCAUUCCUUGAAUUUUUUUUUGGAGAGAAAGGUUUUUGUUCUUAUUACUAUUAUUAUUGUUAAUAACAUAUUUAAUGAUAAUAACAAUGAUGAUGAUGAUAAUAAUAAUUAUAAUAAAUUAUAAUAUUAGUAAUAGUAAUAGAAAUAAGAAAAACAUGAGUGAACAGGAAUGAGAUUAAUAGGUAAGAUGAGGUAGAGCAAGUAAUUGAAUCUUGGGUGCUUUUAAACCAUUUGUGUGUUUACAAAAUUGAUAAAAACAGAGCCACAUUAGACAGUGUAUGUACCCAGUGCCAAUGGGUUUAUGUAGGAUAAAGAUGAACAAGACUAAAAGAUGUCUAGGUAUGAAUUGGUGCAUGAAGAUGUAGUUUAGCUGUAAAUAUUAUAUAUAUACAAAUAUAUACUGUGGACACGAAGAAAAUAAAAGGUGCUGGAACUAGACAGUUAUUGAUUAUGCAUAAGAAGUGGCAUCUUAUUUCUCCUAGCUUUUUAUACUUUCAGUUUUGUGGGGGUUAUUGUGAAUCCUGUUAUUGCUUUUAUUUAAGUUUAAAUAUGAUUCACCCUGCAAAGUGAUUUGUAGAUUUAUUAAGAGUAAUGCAGUCAGAUAAGCAGUUGACUUGUCUUUGUUGUUUAGCAUUUUAUGUUGUAUAUUGACAGUUUUGUGUCAGUGGCAGUUAUUAAUACUUUGUGAUUUCUUCGUCUGAUGGCCACAAGAAGGCAGAUUUGCUUUUUUUUAUUUUAUGGCCUUCUACUUUUUUCCCUAACUCAUUUUUUUUCUUCUCUUUUCUUUCUUGUCUCAUCUGUAGUCAAUUGUUUCCUGGUGUGUUAGAAUGCUAAAGCUAGAUUGCAUAUUGAGGUAUGUAUUUCAAAAUCUCUUUGCUGCAUCAUUAUUAUUAUUUUCAUUAUCAUGCUGGAUGUCACUUUCUUAUCAGUAUGGUUAAGAUUUCCUCUUUAAUUUUUUUUUUUUUCUUGGUCCUUUACUUUCAACUUUUUAUUUGACUUGUAUGAUAGUUUGUCUUCACGUCUUUUGAAUGCUUUCCUUAGUUAAUUUGCCAAUAUUUAAGAAUUUCUUUUAUUUGGCAGCCUUAUUUACCAUUGCCCAAAAUACUUCAAUCUGAAAUGAAGAAUGCUUUUGUACCCUCCAUAUUUGGUAUGGAAACGAGUAGAAGGCCAUUAACGGUAAAAUGAAAAUAAUUUGUCCUCACCUUGUGCUUCUUCUUGGGUGAGUCCUUGUUAAGAAUGCGAAUGAUUUCUGCAAGUGGCAUAAGAGCACACAUUACAUUUUGAGUUAAUUUGCAUUGAAAUUGAAUAUUUAUUCUUUUCUUUUUUCUUUUUCCAAGUCAGCAAAGGAAGAGAAAAGAAAGUAUAAUUCUGGUCACAAAUGUUUUUUUUUUUAUUUUGUAUUGGUAUUUAUUAUAGGCAAGACUGUUAUUGUGAUAUCAUUGAAAUUGGUUAUUAUUGAUUAAUAAUCACUGAAUUUAUAGUAAUCCUUAAAGGAGUUAUUUACAUUUUUUAUACACGUACUAGACCAUUUGUCUGGCUUCCAGAAAACUAUAUAUAUAUAUAUAUAUGAAAAACUAAUUUUAAAUCUGGUGGACUUUGUAGUAAUUUAUUGCAAAGCUGCUUUGAUUUUUGUAUGCAACACACAUCAACUUCACAUUAUAGCCACCAUGUACACUUUAUAUAUACACAUUUUACCAUGUCUGUAACAAUAGCAGAAGGCAACUUGCCCCUGGAAAGACAGAAAGGAAUGGUUUUGCUCCAUACUUUUCUUUGUUUGCUUUUCAUCAGAGAUUUUAUGUUCUACAUAUUAUGUAUUUCAAGUGUGGAUUGAGAAAGACCAAACAAACCUUGCUUCAGACGUAUGUCAAAGUGUAUCUGUUAAAUACAUUUUUUUUCCUUCC
This is a messenger RNA of Penaeus chinensis, 4771 nucleotides long. RefSeq names its product protein tramtrack, beta isoform-like. Gene Ontology annotation, cellular component: nucleus. Lineage: Eukaryota; Metazoa; Arthropoda; Malacostraca; Decapoda; Penaeidae. Gene Ontology annotation, molecular function: protein binding. Gene Ontology annotation, biological process: regulation of transcription by RNA polymerase II. Bases 159 to 1655 code for a protein of 498 amino acids. The transcript has 7 exons. The record is from RefSeq and is a predicted model, not a curated record.